CGAGUAGGAGGGCUAACCAGGCGAACAUCUAUGACUGAAGUGGAAAAAACACAGCUCUAUUAGCCUAUACCAGCAGAUUAAUACAUGUCAGGAUGAUAGCCGGGAAUCGAUUAAUCAUCGGGCACGGCGGACCGGAAAUUUAGUUUUAUUUCCUGGAGGGCGCUACUUUUCUCCUCAGAUGAGAAAUGUCUCCAGCGGUGGCCAGGCGUUUAUUUGUUAUCUGAGAGUCGUCGUAGCUGACUGGCUAGCUGGCUAACUCCCCCCUACCCACUCACAACGAGCUAGCUACUUAACGACAGAAGUGUGAAAACAUACUGUAAAAAUCCGGCUUUGUCGGGCUGUGCUCAAGAGAACGACACUUAACAAUGAAUGGCCUUUCUGUGAGUGAGUUGUGCUGCCUGUUCUGUUGCCCCCCCUGCCCUAGCCGCAUUGCUGCCAAGCUUGCCUUCCUGCCCCCUGAGCCCACCUAUGCCCUCCUGCCUGAUCUGGAGGCCGGGCCUGCACCGGCCGCACCCACGGGGACGUCGGGCCUACGCCCCCGGGGAGGAGGAGGAGGAGGAGGAGGAGGAGGAGGAGGAGGUGGUGGUGGUGGGAGUUUGGUGGGGGGAGGGAAUGCCAUAGGGGAGGGGCGCUGGAAGCUCCAUCUCACAGAGCGGGCGGAAUUCCAGUAUUCCCAGCGAGAACUGGAUGCCACGGAAGUGUUCUUGACUCGCUCUAGUCGGGGUAACAGAGUGGGCUGCAUGUAUAUCCGCUGUGCCCCCUCUGCCAGGUUCACUGUCCUGUUCUCCCAUGGUAACGCAGUGGAUCUAGGCCAGAUGAGCAGCUUCUAUAUUGGCCUGGGCACUCGCAUCAACUGUAACAUAUUCUCGUAUGAUUACUCCGGCUAUGGGGUCAGCACAGGGAAACCAUCAGAAAAGAAUUUGUACGCAGACAUAGAUGCAGCGUGGCAGGCUCUACGCUCACGAUAUGGCAUCAGCCCAGAGAAUAUAAUACUGUAUGGACAGAGCAUUGGCACGGUGCCCACGGUGGACCUGGCAUCCCGAUACGAGUGUGCGGCUGUGAUUCUUCACUCCCCUCUCACCUCUGGCAUGAGGGUGGCCUUCCCCGACACUAAGAAGACUUACUGUUUUGAUGCGUUUCCCAAGUCUGUUCAUGUGUUUCACCUCACUUCCUCUACUACACAAAACACAGUGAUCACUCUGUAUGUACAAUCUUCAGAAAAAAUACACUCGACUGGUUUGUACGUAAUGACCAAAGCCUGAUUCCAACAACUCUGAUUCCAUGUUUCAUCAUGUAUUUAGGUAUGUAUUCUGUGGUUGAACACAACAGGGCUUGUUCAUUCAUCAUUCUAACCAAAGAUGACAGGUGUUGGAGUUGUAAUGGCCUCCCACUGCCAUUUGUCACCACUCAGAUGUGGCUUGGAGGAGGAGAGGGGCGGACUGGGCUGUGCAGACAGAGCCACAAAAGAUUUUUCACAAUACAGGCUGCUGUUGAAGCCGCCAGGGGGAAGUUUUGUGUAGACUGUUGGGAGUGUGUGUUCCUCUAGUGAGACACAAGUGUUUGGAGGGCUGAAGCAACACAGACUUGGAAGCAAAGGAUUGAAGAUAAGGAUGCUUUACAUGUGCAUACAGGAGGGGAGGAAGUUGGACUGGGAUGGGGCUGGAGUUACCCAGAGACUCCAUCCCAACACAUUAGCUUGGUUCGAAAUAGCAUACUAGCAAACUAUUCUUACUAUAUGGCAGAAAUUGUAAGGGUAGUAUGGAAGUAUGCUAUUCUGAAAAUAGCUAUUGAUUUAUUAUUUUCUUGUUUAAAGAAAAUAAGUUAUAUAAAUGUAUUUUUAAAGCUAUCAGAUGUAUGUACUGUAUAACAUUGUUUGAGUUAAUCUGGAUGUUUGAGAAUAAGUUUUUUAUCUUAAUGGGUUGGGAGCAAAAGUCAAUGGAGUGUUACAGUUCUAUCCUUUUAUGCAUUAUUCUAAUGUUGUUAUUAGUUUUAAAGAUGUCUUUUUCCUUUUCCAAAAUUAAUUGAAAAUAUGAGAUCAUAGAAAAUAAAAUUAUGAAUUGAUAAUAAUUGCAAAUUUCGUUUCUUGUAGCAGCGCUCAGGAUUAUCACAUUUAUACAGUGAUAUAUUUACAGCCUGAACUGGGCUGAGUUUCCCAGAAUCCUUGGGCUAUAAACAUCCUCAAGAAAAAACGUAAAACUGUCAUAUCUGCUGACCUGCAUAUUAAAUUGUGAUCCUCAGAUCCUGCAGCACAGAUACUAAGUCUCAUUGAUGAGUUAUUUAUGAUUCAAGUCACUGCGAGAAACAUUUUGAUGUUCAAGCGUGACAAAUAAUCUUCUUUCUGUUGCAGUUGGCUGUGCUUUGUUUACUCAUCAGCUAGCUGCAUUUCUCUGUUCAUCUAUGAUGUAGUUUUCUCUUCCAAUUCAUCAGCUAAUGUCAAAUUCGUGUCAAGAAUCUGGAUAUGAAACUUGCCCAUGAAAAAGCAAUAUCAGUGUGUGUUGGCGAACAGCGAGAAUAGAGUUGCAGAGGAUUUCGGCUGCAACAGAUGGGUUCUAUUAUUAUCCAUAACAAAAAAGCUCUCCAAUUAUCUGCUUCAUUUUAAUUACUACCCUGUGAGCUCUGGCAUGACCUAACCUAUCGGCAACUGCUAGUCAAGAGGCAUUUAUACGGCCUGUGGGAUUUAAGGCUUUCAGUUAAACAAACACACACUCGCAUGCGUAUUUCAAUGCCUGCUUCUGUAGUCAGGUGACAUAUAUGCAGAAAUGCACACAAGACUCUGCUUCCACAUGGAUUACUCACAAUGGUCAUUUGCUUAUAUUGAAAUGCAUCCGCUUAGUUAAACUUUUGACACCUGCUGUAGGUUCACGGAUCACAGAGACAUUAAUAUGACAAGGCCACAGCUCACAUAUAAGUGUAAGGCAUGGAUCACAUUUUAACCCUGUAAGCUCUGCAGCGGGACUGCUGAGGAAAAAAAAAAAACUACAGUCUUGACCAACACAAAAUAUGUAUAAUUUUAAAUUUUAGAAGCUGUACUGUACAAUGCAUUUAGUCGUUAUGACCAAAACUGAACAAGUGCUUUGAAAUUUGCAGACAAAUCAGAAGUGUUAAGUUUUAAUAAUUUAUUAAUAAUUUUGCACUGUACAUAUUAUUGUAAUCGGUCAAAACAUCAAACUGAUCAAGUAGCCAUGUGUCAUGUCAUUAAUAAGCUCUCAAAGAUUAGAAUUCAACCAGCCUAUUUGUUUUACUCAGGCAAAAAUAUAGUGAGUAAUAGCUAAGUACAUAUCUUUGACAUGUUUCAUGUAAACAGGUGUUGCUUAUAUGCCAUGUUUUUGCUUAUAAAUUCACUAAAAAUAAAAAGAACAUAAAGAACAACACGUAAGCUUUCCUGGAUCAGAUGACUACAUCGGAAAUGAUGUAGUAUGUUGUCCAGCAUCAUGGAAUGCUAAACCAAUCGUAUUAGGAUUCAGAUCACUGCAACCAGAGGUGGAAGUCAUCCAAAUGUGGGCAGAGGGGAUUGUUCACUCUAAUUACAUAUGGCCACCAGGAGAUGGCGCCAAGUACAUGACACAGACUCAAUAAUGGCUCAAAUGACACAGAAUGGAACUGAAUGAGAUCUCCUUACUCAUGCUUUGGAGAGAGAGCAUACCUUUAGUCGUUGUAUUUGCUUGUGAAAUUAGUUUUAUUGUUUUAUUUGUUUGGAGAGGCUUUUGGACACUUGGAGAUGUUUUUGGACACUAGGAUAAAUUAUAUUUGUAAUGCUAUAACUUUUGAUUGCUUUGUCGUAUCCAAACAAAAUUUUACUCAGUUACAGGUGAAAUGAUUGGGAACAAAACUGUUAUUUUAUGAGCUACCUUAUAUACACCCAGAUAUAUAAUGUCAAAUCAUAAGUUUUUUUUUUUGUGUGUGUGUGUGUGAUUUUUCAGCAGUUUCUGAGACUGAGAAAAUCAUAAUCUAUUCAUUAAAAGAAAGAGUAAAGAAGUUUUCUUUACAAAUACGACAAGUUCUUGACCCUGUUUGUUUUUUGUAGAGUUAGCCUUCUCUUUUGGGCAUGUCACUGAAACAGGAAAUCUUUAAAAACACCUUCAGAGCUCAGAGGGUUAGUACCAUGGCUAACAACUAAUAUUUCACCUUUGAAGAAAAUAUAAAUCUUGAUUAUCCUUUUUGUAAUUGCUGGUUUUGCAUUCAGAGUUCAUUUUCAAGUUUUGCAAGUUUUGUUAUGUUGUAUUUAUUUCAUCACACUCCAAACAUUAAGGACUGGAUGAGAAUAAGACAUGUAUCAGUAGCUGCUUCAGGAGACAUGAUUAAUGUUUUUCUACCACAGCUAUGUCAUACACUGUCUCCUGAGUUUGUAUGACAGGUUGCCUGAGGCUUGCCAGAGGUAUGUUGGGAUUGCAGGACUCAGAUCCUACCACUAGAGUGCACUCACUACACAUUCUAAAUGGAUUGAGAUGCAAUAGUUUAAAUGGAUAAUCAGACCUGUAUCAAUUAAAACUGGGAUCAUUGCAUUUUCUUAGCUCUGACACAGAAAUGUACAUAAGUGAGAGAAAGUAAGUAGAAAUCCAAUUUGAUGAUGUGCAUGACACUUCAACAUGCCAUUAACUAUUUGCAUUUGCAAGAUGUAGUCUACAGAUGGAGCUCUUUGUUUAGUUCUCAGCCAGGAAUGUAGCCUUGGGCAGACCCAGCAUGAAUGCCAAUGUUGAUGGAAAGUGCCCUGCUUGUUUGCCAUAAAAAUGCUUGGACCAUCUUUUAGAGUAACUAUCAGUGAAACCCAAAAGGCUUUACUAGCAGGGUUGCAGCUGGCCAUUUUGAGGGGAAAAGAGCUGCUUUUGUUUGGUUUUUGCAAACUAUCUAAGUGCGAGUAACAUCCAACAAACUUAUGUACUGAUAACACUAAUAAGUCAGUGCUUUGAUAUGUGAUACAUUUUAAUUGAUGUGUGCAUUGACUUUACCAGGGACUGAAAUUAGCAUCACUGGUGAAAAUCAUUAAGUUUUCACCACAGCCACAAAAUAUGUGUUGUCUCUCCAUACCCUCACUGUCAUCUGAGGUCAAAAUCUCUCCGUCUUAUUGUGCCAUUAAAGAAAUAUGUGCUGCAGUCUCUCAUAUCACUGUGAAGGGUAAGACAGCAUAAUACAAUUUCUGUUAAGUCCUCACUAAAGUUUGAGUUUGUAGAAUGUUCUACCACAUGUUUAUCACACUGCCAAACAAAUAAACAUAACCCAGCACUCUUGUGAAAAGAGGUAGAUUAGUUAAUGUAAACCAGCUAAGGUGGAUUUUACAUGUUGCAUUUAACACAAAUAGGUGUUUAAGCUUGUUUAUGUGUGUGUGUAAUGUUGUACUACAUGUUUGUUAUGAGAAUGCCAUAACCCAGUGUUCUAGUGAAAAUGUAGAUAGAUUUGCUGAUGGAAACCAUUAAUGGGGAUUUUCCACUGCAUGGUACAGCUCGACUCAACUCUGCUCGCUUUUUGGGGGUUUUCCACUGUGGAUAGUACCUGGUACCUGAUACUUUUUUAAGUACCACCUCGGUCGAGGUUCCAAGCAAGCCGAGCUUAUACUAAAUGUGACGUCAAAACCCUGCAGAUCUUUGACUGGUCAAAGAGAAUCGUCACUACUAGCGUCACUGGAUUUGCGACAUGGGACAUCAACCCGCUACUUUUAAAGUUAGCAACAGCGACAGCAAUAUCAUAUGUUCACGCAACUUUCGAAUUGUAAAAAGAAAUGGCUGUGCGCAAAACCAUGCCGUGGUCAAUAAACGAGAUGUUUCAGAAACGACGUGAAAUGAAAAGGUCUUUCAGGAAGUGUCUCAGCUGUUGGCCGAACACGGCUACCAACGGACCUACCAACAGUGUAGGGAUAAGUUAAAAAAACUUAAGUGAAUACAGAACCAUCAAGGACCACAACAGCAAGAGUGGUACAAACAGAAGAAAGUGGAAGUGGUUUGACCAAAUGGAUGCUAUCUAUGGCAAUAGACAGGCGAGCAAUGGGAGGGAGAGAACCCUGGACUCACCAUUGUUGGAGUCCAUGAUGGAGGAUGUUAUGUUUUGUUACGUUAACACUAUAUUCUGCUUGAAAGCUUCAUUUUAUCUAGUUGACCAGCUACUGGAGAGCUUGCUUUUAAAACAACCAGGCCAAUUUAACUGUUACACUUGUGUAAAAUCGCCAUGCAACAACUGCUUUAUGCAGCACAAUGAGCUAGUAGCUAAUAGCUAGCGGUCGUGUUAUUGUUUAUGGUCAGUCAUUUUUGUGUCAUGUUUAAGAUGUCACGGCAGUAGAGGCGGCGCAACUAUGACGAUCAGCCUAUAAUACCAUACACGUUGAGGCGGCACUAAACUGCAGUGGAAAAGCAAGCUCAGAAAAGUAAAGCCAGCAGAGUCGAGUCGAACCGUAACGUGCAGUGGAAAAGUGCCAUAAGUAAGGUGGAAUUUUGCUCAUUGCAUUUGGCACAUUUAUUGUCUUUAACAUUUUUCCCAAGACUUCAGAGGUUUCGGUUGCAAGGCCAGCAAUGUCAUCUGGUUCUGCUUUGCUCACAUUUAGCUUUGUUGGGUCGAUUUAUUGUGGUCCAAAUUGACCUGGAGAUCGAAUAAUUGAAGAUUCAGGGGCAGCGGGAAAAUGGGCGACACUCGUGGAUACGGUUCGCUGUACCUUGACUGAGGUCAUGUUUUUAUUCCUGCCCUGUUACCAAUAUUGGCUGCCUCUUUUGCAGUUUAAUACCAUAUGAUUUGAGCAAGCCAUGUGCUGUAGUGCACAUGUUUGAAUGCCAUCACCCCACUAGUGUAAUUAAAGGUACACUUUCCAUAUUUAAAAAGGUUUUAUAUAUAUAAAGAAAGAAACUUAAAAAAAAAAAUUGUGUAAAGUCAUGAGAUGAAGACUGAAGUCAUAUCAGGGGCAUUAAAAAUCUGUUUUAUUUUACAUAGAACAGACUGCCUCAUGGGGGUCAACAUGUUGAUAUCACAUGACCAGCCAAAUACUAGUUAUUUUUCUUGUUUCCCUCCCUUUUAUCACAUACUUUCGCUAACUGAAUAAAUGAAUCAUGGCUGACUGUGAAUAGCACAUUUCUACAGUGUCAUUGCUAACUGAAAACUAUUGCUUUUGCAUAAUGCUGCAUCUAUGUGGCUGGCAGUGAGCCAGUUUACCUGCAUAGCAAUACACUGAUAACCCCCAAAAAUCAGCUUAUAUAAAAAAUUUGACAAAGCAAGAAAACAUGAGAUCUGAAAUAAAGUUAUUCUCUGAUUUUAACCCUCAUGUUGUCUUCCGGUCAUUUUGACCCGAAAGGGAGUUUCUUUUGCCUGAAAAUGCUAGUUAAUGUUAUCCUAUUGGACUAAAACUUUCCGACUUUGCUCACACAGGGUAUCAAAAUUUCCCCCGCAACAAAAGCUUUUUUUGUGUGAGUGAGUUUUUUUUUCUUCACGUUGUUGCACUUUUGGUGUUCCCGAUAAAAAAUGACCAGCCUAUUAAAAAAUGCUUAUUAAUGCUUUCCAGUAACUUUUCCCCAAAACUAGCGGUGUAGCACUACAAAAUGCUACAUUAUGUCAAUGCAGUAAAAUAUUUAACCCAAAAUAUUUAAGUGAAUCGUUUCUCUCAGAUGGUUCAUGAAAUUAAACCGGUUAAAAUAAAUGAUUCACCAAUUCACUUAAAGAAGCGUUGGAAAGUCCAUUUCAUCUUAGUAAAUCGAUUCGUUCAGACGUGUCAUUUAAAUGAACCAGUUCAAAUAAAAGAUUCAAUGAUUUACAUGAGCCCCUGCGCAGAAGUCAAUGUGUCUUCUUUUUUUGAACCAAGAUAAAAUAUUUAUGUUCAGUGUUCAGUUUAGUAUUGUAUCAUUUUAGUUGCAUUAAGUAUACAUUUAUGUUGUAUUUAUGUUCAAUUUAACUUUGCAACCCUAAUUGAGAUCUUAAUUGUUUUUGUGCCAAAUGAAUACUGUUCUGAUUCCAGAAUUAAAAAUAAUCUGAUUACUUAUUAUUAUAAAAAAUAUUAUAUUAAAAAGAGUUUUUAAUAUUUUAAAUGUAGUUAGCUACUUUUUGUUAAUAACUUAUAGUGUUGCUAUUUGUUUUUAAAAAGUAACUCUAUCUGACUGAAUCUAGAGUAGUGUAUAGAGCUGAUGAAGCUACUGUUUCAAAGUAGCUUCCCCAACAGUGGUUGUGGGGUGUCAGAAUAUAUACAUAACAUAAACAAAAUUACUUUGUGCACCUUUAGAAAUGAUCUUUUCUGUUUUUCUAGUAACAUUAAUGCAUUUUCAAUGCCUAGAUGUUGUUCAUUAGCAAACCUAUUUGUUUUCCUAUUGUACCACGAUGCCUUUUUGUGUUUUCAACUCCAGGUUGCUAAGCAGAAAGCAUAAAUGUUUGCUAUGAUAAUUCACAAUUUAUUUCACUACUUUAAUCAACAUUAUCUUUGCACAGAAUUCAAUUUUGUUGCAACAGCAUUGCAUAGAAUGUAAAAUAAUAAUAAUAAUAAUAGAUUCUGGUACUAGAUAUGGAUGAAUAACUGCUCUUUGUCAACACAAACUCUUCGCCAUCUGGUUCUGGCCAAAGAUCUCCUCACUCCAUAUCUUUCUUUUAAACACUUAUGCACACAUACAUCAACCUCAUGUCUGAAAUCAUCUAUGUGCCGGCAACAAUCGGUAUCAGUAACAUAGAGGUUACAGAAACAAAUCAUGACAAAGGUGAAAUAUGAUACAUAAACUUCUGCCCAGAGACCAUUUAUCAUUUAAUAACAUAUUAGUGUGUGACCUUGGCCAGACCAAUACAGGAACUGGACUGAAACAUAUUUCAUGUGGAUUUAAUAUAGCUUUGAAGGCUUAACCUUGCAUCAGCAGUAAAAUAUAAUUCAGCUGCCACAUCUGUCCUUUUCAGGUAUUUCUGAUUUUCUCUCUGUGUGUGAUAAGAUUUUUUGGCAUUUAAUUAUUCUGUCUUUUUAUAACAUCACAUAUCUGCAUAAAUAAUUCAGACUUUUCAUAAGCCAUAUUCAGAUUUAUUCUCCGAUAAAGGAAAAUGUCUGAGUGAGGCAUAUUUUGGAUAGCUUUGACAGAGCUGGGACAUUCAUCCGAGUAUCUAUUAUUAUUAUUAUUAUUAUUAUUAUUAUUAUUAAACUGAAGUAACUUUUCUAAAAGUGGAUUGAAUGAUAUAACAGUGGCUAUUAGCUGCCUAGAUUGACUGUUUAAAUGAUAGCUCUUCAUAAGUGUGGAAUCAUCAUAAUUUACACAGAUAACAUCCAUUAAUUUCAUGUACUCACUCUGCACAAUUGAAAUCCCUCAUUAAUCUGAAAUAUUCCAUCUCCAUAUACAGUACUGUGCAAAAGUGUUAGGUACAUAAGGUGUUUCACAAAAACAUUUGUCUUAAGAUGGUUAUUUAUAUCUUCAGCUUUAGUGUGUCAGUAGGAAAUAUACAUUUCAGACUUCCAAACAUUCCUUUUGCAAAUAUAAAAGAACAGAAAAGAAGAACAGGGAGCCCUGCAACAGAUGGCAUGACCCCAGCAGAGCCCCCCAAUGAACAUGGAUUCAGUCUGAGAUUACAUAAAGAGACAGAAGCAGUUGAGACAGCCUAAAUAGAUAGAAGAACUGUGGCAAAUUCUCCAAGAUGCUUGGAACAUCCUAUCUGCCAACAACCAAGAAACACUGUGUCCAGGAGUACCUAUGAGAAUUGCUGCUGUUUUCAAGGCAAAGAUGGUCACACUAAAUAUUGAUUUAGCUUGUUUUAUGUUUACUGGACUUUGUAUGAUGUUAAUUGAUGUAUGAAAACUAUUUAUGGCAUUAUUUGGAAGACAUCCACACUAUGCAACAGUUUUCACAAGUGCCUAAAACUUUUGCACAGUACUGUGUAUAAAUAUAUAUAUAUAUAUACACACACACACUACCGUUCAAAGGUUUGAGGUCCCUUGCCUGAGAUGUUUCUCAUGAUCUUAAAAACCAUUUGAUCUGAAGGCGUAUGCUUAAAUGUUUGAAAUUAGUUUUGUAGACAAAAAUAUAAUUGUGCCAGCAUAAAAAAGUUUUUGAAAUGGAUGACUUGGACCAAAUAAUUAAGAAAAGCAGCCACUAAGUGCCCAACAUAGAUGGGAACUCCUUCAAUACUGUUCAAAAACAUCCCAGUGUGAUACCUCAAGAAGUUGGUUGAGAAAAUGUCAAGAGCACAUUUCUGCAAAAUCUAGGCAAAGUGUGGCCACUUUGAAGAUGCUAAAAUAUAACAGUUUUGAUUUAUUUUGGAUUUUUUUAGUCACAACAUAAUUCCCAUAUUUCCAUUUCUAUUAUUUCAUAGUUGUGAUGACUUUACUAUUAUUCUAAAAUGUGGAAAAAAUAAAUAAAAUAAAGAAUAAGUGACCCUAAACUUUUGA
Myxocyprinus asiaticus (Chinese sucker) is the source of this 10315-nucleotide messenger RNA. RefSeq names its product alpha/beta hydrolase domain-containing protein 17A-like. Gene Ontology annotation, cellular component: plasma membrane; endosome membrane. Gene Ontology annotation, biological process: protein depalmitoylation. The transcript has 5 exons. Bases 366 to 1262 code for a protein of 298 amino acids. Gene Ontology annotation, molecular function: palmitoyl-(protein) hydrolase activity. Lineage: Eukaryota; Metazoa; Chordata; Actinopteri; Cypriniformes; Catostomidae. The record is from RefSeq and is a predicted model, not a curated record.